GACCGGCUGACGCCGGGUGAGGUCUCGCGCUACAAACACACGAUGGGACACUAUGAAGGAAAAGAAAAGAGUGUUCUGCUAUUUCUUGAAAUUGUGUGACAAAGAGAAAGACCUAAGAAGAACUGCUGUGCGCGAUGGGUUAUGUCUUGCAUCAACGGUACUAGGUAGUUGGAAUUUUAUUCAAUUUAGCUCUUGAUGGAUAGAACGUAGGUAAUAAAACAGACAGAGCGCUGCCUUGCUUUCUACGAUCCACUUACUCAGUUAGCGUCGAGAACCAUUCAACAUUACUCAGGCAAGUGGUGAUAUAGCACGCUGAGAAAACAAGCAAGUUGAAAGUGGAUGUGCUACCACUGAAUCAGAAAAAGAAGAAAAACGAAACUCACAACAAGCGCCAUGGCAAACACAUUCUGCCAAUGAACAUUUUGAGCCCGCAUAGCUCGGAGCAUGUUUUGCUAUCUACACGAUUUCAUGAAUGAGUGCAUCAGCCGCGUCACUUCAAGAAAAACACGACUCGCUUGCAUAACACGACCGAAGACAUAUGGGACGCCAAACAGCUGGAACCGCUGCUGCGUAUGCAUCACGCAACUUUGUUUUCUCAGUCUCAGUCCAUCAUCGCAUCACGUGCACUUUUGAUUGCGUACUUCCCCUUCAUCUUACAGACGUUCAAUUUGCAUCUUCUGUGAAGUUACAAACGCCAUGAUGCUGCUUUUGAGUUACUGACUCAGAAUGCCGGAUGAAUUCCGAGUUUAAAACGCAGUCUAGGCUGGCCCUCCUUGAUUCAGUGCGCAUAGACGCAUGAAGAUUUGCAAAAAAGGGAUAGGCCAACGAGCAUCUGGAGAGGGCUGAACAGUGCCAGAAAGGAAGCAUCUUUUCGAUAAGGAGACACUUGCUGCGCGUUUGUUUGUUCUAGCACCAAAUCGAAGUCAGAGUCACCAUUUCUACGUGCCAAAUUUCGUAGAGCGUGUAGAAAAAAAAGGCAAACUACAGUCAGAGGUGAUGAUAGAAGGCACUAAAAAAAAUUGUUGCAAACCUCCAUACGUCGCUCGUGAGGGCAUCACGGGCAUCAACACGAUCAAACGUCGACCCGCCGGUUCCUGGCGCAUUCUCGCAGAAAUGCUUCAUAGCGACGAUCGUUCGUUGACACAAGCUUCAGCUUCGUCCACGAAACUUCACGCAAAUCAAUGGAAUCUAGUCCAUCACUUACGAACGAAGUCCUUCGUACUUGCAGUGUGGGUUACAUGCCAGCCUCUUGCCCGACGCAUGGGCUUUGCAAUAGCUCAAAUCUAGAAAACGUGAAGCGUGAAUCCGCAAAGUGCGAGAAAUCUACCUCGCGGACGACUGGUGCUGUGGAUGAAUAUGUAUCUCGAUCGUGCUAUGCAAAUCACAGAUUGUUCUUCACAACUUCUGUAUUUGUCAGGAGACAGUCUUUCAUCAUGCG
Molecule: messenger RNA, 1438 nt
Organism: Amoebophrya sp. A120
Lineage: Eukaryota; Dinophyceae; Syndiniales; Amoebophryaceae
Source: the annotation of a GenBank genome assembly